GCGUCACGCCGGCGGAGGGCUCGGUGGGCUGCGGCCGACCCACCGACCAGGAGCCCGGCGUCGGGAGCGAAGGGGAGACGGCCGCAUCCGCCCAGCUAGCCGCGAGCGACGCAGCCCGACCGGCUGGGGGUCGCCAGUGAGCAGUCACCGGCUCCAUUCAUUCCCGCGGCUCCGCCUCCUCUCCUGGGCUCCGCGGGCACGUCCGAGAGGAUGGCAUUCCCUGUGGAUAUGCUGGAUAAUUGCACUCACGAGGAAUUGGAAAAUUCUGCUGAAGAUUAUAUGUCAGAUCUAAGGUGUGGGGACCCUGAGAAUCCUGAGUGUUUUUCUCUUCUCAGUAUUACGAUUCCUAUUAGCCUGUCAAAUGUAGGCUUUGUACCUCUUUAUGGUGGAGAUCAGACGCAGAAAAUUCUUGCUCUUUUUUCACCGGAGGACUCACUCACAGCUGUUGCAUUUUACCUUGCUGAUCAGUGGUGGGCUAUUGAUGAUAUUGUGAAAACAUCUGUCCCUUCUAGAGAGGGACUUAAGCAGGUGAGAACUCUUGGGGAGAGAGUGGUUCUGUAUGUUCUGAAUCGAAUUAUUUAUAGAAAACAGGAAAUGGAGAGAAAUGAGAUCCCAUUCCUGUGUCAUAGCAGUACUGAUUAUGCUAAGAUUCUGUGGAAGAAAGGAGAGGCCAUUGGGUUUUAUUCAGUUAAGCCUACAGGAAGUGUAUGUACCUCAUUUCUUACCCAAAACUACCAAUUGCCAGUUCUUGAUACAAUGUUUAUAAGAAAGAAAUAUCGAAGCAAAGAUUUUGGGCUUCAUAUGCUGGAGGACUUUGUUGAUUCCUUUACAGAAGAUGCACUUGGUUUGCGGUAUCCACUGUCCUCGCUGAUGUACACAGCUUGCAAGCAAUACUUUGAAAAGUAUCCAGGAGACCAUGAACUCCUGUGGGAAGUUGAGGGUGUUGGACACUGGUGCCAGCGAAUACCCAUCACCAGAGCAUUACAGAGAGAAACACUUAAAAUUACAGCACUUUCUCCAAGUGAAGCUAAAAGACCUGUGUCUGGAGAAUAUGGUCUUGCAUCUGCUCCAGAAUAUGAAGCAAGAACUGAAGACAGUCAGUCUAGUGAGAUGCAGCUAACUAUUGAUUCUCUGAAAGAUGCCUUUGCAAGUACUUCUGAAGGUCACGAUAAGACACCAGUUUCCACCCGUACACGAAGUAGCCAUCUGAAGCGGCCAAAGAUCGGCAAGCGGUUUCAGGAUUCUGAAUUUAGUAGCUCUCAAGGCGAAGACGAAAAGACACCUCAGACUUCACCUAUGUCUUCAGCAAACAAAUUGGAGCCUACUGCACACACAUCAGAGAGCUCAGAAGAAUUCCUGGAGGAAGAACAGGAACGGAGUGUGAUUGAAUUUGAGGAUGGAAGUGGUGACAAAGAUGCUCGCUCAGCACCAGAAACCCAGCCACACUUGGAGAAGCAAGAUGGUGAAAAGGAAUCUGAAUUAGAGCCUAUGAAUGGUGAGAUAAUGGAUGAUAGUCUUAAGACCUCUCUUAUAACUGAAGAGGAAGACUCCACUAGCGAAGUUUUAGAUGAAGAAUUAAAAUUGCAGUCUUUUAAUUCCAGUGAAGACUCUGCAAAUCUUGUUCCACUGAUGGUAGAAUCUUCAAAACCCUCUGAGGCUAUUGCACAGGAAAAGACCUCGCAUGUAACUGACUCAGAAAUGUUGCUAGAGGAAGGCCCAUCUGAUGAGAAGGGGCACCCAGAAGAGAAGCUGCCGCUAGUUUCAAGAAAGAAGGCACAUUUUGGAAGUUCGGACAAUGUUGCUACUGUCCCAAAUGAAGAACGAUCUGACAGUGGUUUUCCAAACUCUGUAAUAGCUGAAUUGUCUGAAGAAUCAAUCUCUGAAAAUUUAUCACCCAACACUACUUCCUCAUUGGAAGACCAGGGCGAAGAGGGGGUACCCGAACCCCAGGAAACAUCUACAACUCUUCCUCAGAGUUCUUUGAUAGAGGUUGAACUUGAAGAUGUGCCAUUUUCACAGAAUGCAGGACAGAAGAACCAGUCAGAGGAGCAGUCUGAAGCCUCUUCUGAGCAACUGGAUCAGUUUACACAAUCAGCAGAAAAAACUGUGGAUAGCAGCUCAGAGGAGAUAGAAGUGGAAGUCCCUGUUGUAGACAGGCGGAAUUUAAGAAGAAAGGCCAAAGGGCAUAAAGGACCUGGUAAGAAGAAAGCCAAGCUCGCCUGAAUGAAGAAAUGUGGAUGAUAAAUCCUCUUCUUUGUAACGUAAUUGUUUUUAAAAUAUGGUAAUAAAUAGCACGGGGCACAGGACAAAAAUUCCAAAAUCUCAAUUUGAACUUAUUUAUGAUGCAGUUUUUCUCUCCCCCUUAGGACCUAGGAUUCACCAUUGUUUUUAAUUUUUCAGGCUAUUUUGUGUAAAUACAGUUUUUUAUUUUUAUUAAUCAUGUUUCAAUUUUGGGAAACCAGAUCAUACUAUAUUUUCUUUAGUAGUUGGGGACAUCUGAUCAUUACUAUUUCAGGAAAUAUAAAUUAGAAAACUGAAAGUAGUAGACUUUCCAUUACUUUUGGGGAUCACAGAAAUCUUUUACACUAAGGGUUUUAAAUAGUAAACUUGGUGAGGGUUCUAGAAGUUUUAGCUUAAAUAUCAAACUAAUCAACAUUUUUUAAAAUGUAGGCAUGCCUAAACAAAAAUAUCAGUAAAUUAGAAUAAAUAUAAUUUCAGCUAAAUGAGAGCACAAAUUAUAGAAAUUUAUGGUCAAAGGUUUAUGAGGGUGGUAUUUUGGCCUCUCAGUUCAUUGUUGUUGAGGAUGCAGUUUCUUCCUUUGACUUCAAUGUCUGAAUAGGUACAAACUUUCUAACCCACUCUUUACAACAUCUAAUAUUAACAGUACUGCUAGGGAUUUAACUCUGGCAUGUAGGUACUAAUAUCAUUACUUAAAUUUUUUUUUCUAAGUUGGGGAUCAUACUUUUGUCCUCACCUAGUGAACAUGGAUACUUCAGAAAUAUGAGAACCCUUCCUAAGACUUCUCUUUAAUCCUGCCACUGCCUUUAUUCUAGAAUCUUAUUUAUAUUCAUUCCCCUCAGCUUUCAUCCACUUCCCUAACACGUGGAGUGAUUCCUGUCAAAAGAUCUUCCUGCCUGCCUGCCAACUCAUGCCCUUGGCAUCCAUUUCUGGGUAGGUAUGAAACUUCACCCCACAAUCUUAGAGCUGGCAGGAGUACAGCUGCCCUAAGACCUGUAGUUACCAGAGCUUAAAUCAGGUUGGACACUUUGGUUGUCCCUUUGAUCUUGCUUACUCUUAAUUUGUUCUGAGAACAGGUUACAAGCCAGCCUGCUAAUCGUGUUGCCAUAGCAAAGGCCUUUGCCUAGGAAAAGGUUAAAAAAAAUCCCUCGAUUGUUAAUUUUUAUAAUUUAUUUAGAAAUGAACAAAAUGGUUGUUCUUAGAAUCCAAAGAGAAUCUCAAAACAAUACUAUUCUUUGAAGUAUUAUGUAUACUCAGAUGUGUAUUUAAGGUGAAGAAUGCUUUGAAACUACUUAGAUUGUUUUUAAAACAACCUUGGUCCUUAAUGAAAAAAAUGUGUUAGGACUUUUUGUCAUUAUUUGAGGUGCUAAGGAUUGAUGUUGAGUUUUUUAGUCCAGUCGGGUAAUGUCAUUAAAUUUUAUUUUGAGAUGAUGGUAUUUUAGGAAUUUCUACAUUAAAAUCUUUUAAGCAGGCAAAAUAGCAAACACCCCUAUUUGUUGUAAAAUUUGGAGUACUUGUAUCCCCAAAUUUUCUUUAAUUAUUGCUUGAGGUAAGCCAGAGUUCAUGCUAAAUGAAAAUUAUAGCACUUUUGCUAUUUGGUUUCUCAAAAAAAAGUGCUAAAUAAGUAAAAGAAAAAGUAUUAGUAACACUAGUUAUCAAAUGUUCAUGCUUAUACAUUUUACUAAAAAAUUUGUUAAAAUUACAAGUAGAAAAAUGAAGAUUUAAGAUUUAGUAAGUUCUUGUUCUUAAACUUUUCAUUUUUAUUAUAAUAGAUAAAAAUCUAACAUUUUACUUUAUUUGGAUUAUUAAUUUUCUUUAAAAAGGUGUAAUUUAGGAAGAUUGAGCUCACUGACAAUGCUUGAUGUGUAAAUAUAGUUGCUGAGUUUACAAAAAGAAAUGUUUAGUAAUUCAUAUUUGAUUGCUAUUCAUAUUUAACAGUAUAAACUUGUUAAACAUGUUUGGUUUAUUCUUAAAAAAGAAGUGCAUUUUAAGCAAUUUAAAAACUUUUUUCCAGCACUCAAGAAAACUUGUUACAUAUUAUCUCUAACAGAAAAUGUUAUUUUGGCAUUUUCCUUGGUAAAGGAAAGUUGGGUCAUAUGGAAAAACCUGACUUUCACAUUAACAUGUUCAUUUUCAGUAAAUGAAUUCUAUAGUCAGUGAGUAUAGAAUUUAUAUCAAAAUAUAUCAUCAACAAUGAAACUAAAUUUCAUCAGAAUACUUAAAGUUUUUGCAAGGCAUUAGAAAAACUUUCAGAUUAGAGGACGGAAAUCUGGUUUCAGCCAGCUAGUCUAGUCGCUAAGUGUCCAGUCACAUCCUGUAGUCCUUUGUGAGCUGUUUUCUGUUUAGAGGUCUUAUUCGUGGAGAAAGGAGUUCACUUCAGUUUGUGUAAAUACAUAUAUAUUUCCUUGUGUAAUAUAAAGCAGACAGUUAUCAAAAUUUUAGUUGUACUUUUGUUUAUUAAAGUGCUAGACAUCACAGAAAUAAGUAUAUUUAAGAAUUUAUUAUAAAGCUCCUCUACAAUUUUAAAGGUGAGAGGGUCUGUUGUGAUUUUAUAUAAAAUCAAAUAGCAUGAGAGAAUAUCAGUCAUCUGCUUAAAUUGUGUCUAUAUUCAUGGUGUUCCCAUUAAGCACAGAGAAUUUCACAGGAAGGAUAACAACUAGUGAUUAAUGGUUCACUUUUUGAUGACCACCAGAACACUACACUACCUAAAAUGGUUUCAGUGACUUUAGAAACAUACUGGAGGUUUAUGAUUGCAGUAAAUUGAGCAGCUACCAAGUGACUCAUAUUUGCUCUUAUGUUCUGCUUCACCCUUAGGGAUUACCUUCUAAAAUUUGGUCACACCAGCAAACUGAAACAGAUUCUUAAUGUGUAAAUAAAGAAUUUAUACUAACAUUACUCAUCUGUGUAACAGUAUUUUACAAUUUCUGCCUUGUAUGUCCACUAACUUCAGUAUUGUGUUUAAGGUGUUAUCCAGUAUUUUAUGGGUGUGGUUAGUUAUGCUUCUGUUUGCGUAUUUACUAUCAAGCUUUCUUUGUACAAUAUAGUUAACUUGCUUAUUUUUGGUUCUAAAAAAUAAGCAGACCUUAGUUCUGUAGUAUCAAGUGCUUACCUUUAGUUGAUGUUUUGUUUUCACCUUCCAAAACCUAAGUUAUUUACACAUUCCCCAUUUCUAUUACUGGCAAAAUCAUUUGUUAAAAUCUAAUUGUGAGAAAGGUUCAGCUUCUGUUUCCCUGAAGUAAUUGUAUUGUUAUACUGGAUAGUCAUUCCCAAGGAACUAGCCUAGCCUUUCUUUUCCUAAGUGUCUGUAUUCUAAAACUUACACUGUUUAUAGAAUUUAGAAAAGGUUAUAUUACAUUAUUCAGAAUAGCAAGUCUUACUGAAGUAUUCGUUUGUUUUCUUGAUAGUUUUUUUUUCUUUUAAGUUUAAAUAGUAAUUAAACCUAUAUUUUGUGAUUGUUUCUGGUGUGUUUUGAAAUUCUUUUUCUUUUCCAUAAUUUCAUUGAUGUUUAGAUACUUAAUUUGUUUAGACAUUAAAAUGAUUUUGUUAAAGGCACAGUUAAUCACACUGUUGUACCUUUAAGACAGACUUUAAAAAAUAAACCAAAUUUAAAACAAUGAUUAUAGAUUAAUAUAGACACCCUAUAAUAAAGCCACAAACAUAUAAUUCAUAUCACAAAAGUGCUUUGACCUAGUUAUAAUGCUAACAUCUUUUUUAUGUUAUAUGUGACUAUCAAUAUAUUUCCCUUAAAGGAUCAUUUUUCCUGAAAUUAUUUAAACAAAUAUUUCCAGUUCUGAAAAUAUACUACCUUAAGUUUAGAACAUAGAAAAUGCUCAAGUAUAAACAUUUUGGUGUUUUUUCAUGUUUCAAAUAGAAAACAGUUCUGAGUAAGUAUUAUUAUAAAUGAUGAAAGAAGAAAAUUUUUAGAAUACUAACUACUGAUUUAAUGUCUGAAGUUAAGAAUUAUAGGUGAAAAGAUUUAUCUAAGUACUUCUGAAUUCGAUUUAGUGUAAUGUACCUUUUCUUGUGUAUCUUUAAUGUGAAUACUUUAUAAAGGUAACAAACAUUACCAAGUGUGUUAAUGCUACAGUUCUUAGGAUUAAUGAUGAAUAAUGAGGUUAUAGAUAGACUUUUACAGCCUAGACCCCAUACUAAGUGCGCACUCUUAGGAUAAAAGGUAUUUUCAACUACACUGGCUUUUCCAGAAAUGACAGAUACUGAUGAAACAGGAUAUUGCUUAAACUGCUUUUUUUUUUUUACCAUUUAAUUUCAUGAAUAGCUAAAUGAUAAACAGACCCAAAGACAAAUACCAAUUAGUAAAACUGGGCCAUUUUAAUGUUCUUUACAAUAAAACAGUUCUCCUGAUGACUGCAAACAUGUAAGCCAUUGUAAUAACUGAAGUAUGCAGAAACAUCACAGUCACAUCUUCCUGAUUGGUGCAUAGUCUUCCAAUAAUUACAGGGAGUUACUUGUAUGAAACUGCUGUCAAACCAGUAAGACUGCAUUUAUACAUCCAUCAUUCUCAGGAUUAUUGGUAACCUGGGCAU
Messenger RNA from Phyllostomus hastatus (greater spear-nosed bat), 6782 nucleotides. It is a transcript of the gene FAM169A, whose product is annotated as family with sequence similarity 169 member A. NCBI's taxonomy places the organism in Eukaryota, Metazoa, Chordata, Mammalia, Chiroptera, Phyllostomidae. The record is from RefSeq and is a predicted model, not a curated record. Bases 211 to 2223 code for a protein of 670 amino acids. The transcript is spliced from 13 exons.